Molecule: messenger RNA, 2245 nt
Organism: Cryptococcus deneoformans JEC21
Lineage: Eukaryota; Fungi; Basidiomycota; Tremellomycetes; Tremellales; Cryptococcaceae
Product: expressed protein
Exons: 7
Coding region: 100-2106 (668 amino acids)
Source: RefSeq, a predicted model, not a curated record
UGUGAGCUCUGAGCGCGUUUCUCGCUUUCUCGUUCAUUGCUCCUUUAUACUCCUCCUCUUCCCCCUCGUCUCUUCCCUCUCUUCCCAGGCGUUCCCCGUAUGGCUCUCUCUCGCCCACUCCCACCGCACAGGAAGCGAAUCCCCUCCAUCACCCCACGUAUUGCGCCCAACCUCACAACAGAGGACAAUGCGUGGGACAGUCUAAGAGACAAAAGCGACGAUCAGUUGAGAGCGAUCACGAGAAAUGAUCUCGUACAAGCCCUCAGAGGCGAAUGGGAUUUGAAAGACAAGAUGGUAGGGAAGAUCGAGAUGCUGGAAAAUAACAGAGACAAGCUUGAAAGAGAUAUUGGCGAACUCUCUAGAGCCAUGGCGACUUUACAAUCUCGAUUCGAUGAGUCUCUUAACGAACAAGGCCGUAUGGAAGCUGACCUCGUAGAGCGCAAUGCGCUCUUGGACAGACUGCGUAAAAGAGUGUCAGAGACUGAAAGGCAGAUCAGGGAGGCUCAAAAGCGGUACGCUGACCAGGAAACGGCUUUUGAAGCCGAACGACGCGCCUUCCAAGCUCAGGAAGCGCAUCUCCGGGCACGCAUCAACUCACUCCUAUCAACGCCUCAUAAAACUGCAGUUGCACCAGCUAUAGCUGCACAGCGACGCGAAGACGGUACUAUAUCAUCAUUGAAAGAUGAAAUUGCCUCCCUCAAACUGUCGUGUACGACCCUCCGGGCCAAAAACAGCACUCUCACCCAAGAUAUACAAGAACUUAAAAACUUGAAUAACGCUCUACAGGAAGAUAACGAGGCCUGGGAGUUAUUUUUGAGGGAAAGAACACUCAAUGGAGAUAUUAGAGAAAAAGAUGGUCUCUUAAAUGCUGAUCAAUUGCAAGACAGAUAUGAAAGGCACGAACCAGAGCCAUUGAAUGAAGGAUUACUUCUGGAAAGCCCGUUAAGCAGACGGGGCAAAAUAGCCAGUGAUAAUGGUUACUCGCCUCUUAAUGGACGAAAUCUGGCCUCUGAACUGGGUAUUUUUCAAGAAGAAAGAGAGCCGGGGUACCUGAAAAAAGACAUUAACACCGAGGCAUUGGAGAAUGAGAUCAAGCAACUUAAAGACACCAACAAAGCACUCAAUCUUUAUUGUUCAAAGAUAAUUGACCGCAUCAUUGCUCAAGAAGGGUUUGAGCAUAUUCUUUCAGUUGAUUAUAAAACCGGCCCAGCUGGUUCACGAAACGUCUCUGCCAUUCAAACGCCUCUCAAACAUAAUGCUGCCCCUUUUGCUCAAGCUUUUAAUGCAGAAAUGACCUCACAAGCCUCUGCUAGCUCUCAAGACUCUGCUUCAUCAAAGGACAAGAGAGGCAGGCCGUUAAGUAUGAUAAUGGCUAGAACAUUUUCUGGGGCGGCCGAGAAGACACCUGUAGUUGAAGAGGUACUAUUGCCUUCGCCCCUAACUACCUCAGUCGAACCGUCCAGGGCUACGGUAGCCAAGCAAGAAAAAAGGGCUCGCCGAGGCUUCUCUCUUGAUUUUCGCUCCUUCGGCUUUGGUGGAGUCACGAGCCCCGGAUCUCCCAGACCAGCUUUGCGACCACUUACGCUCGCUUCACGUGCUAUCAGCUCAACUUCACCCCCCCUGCAACAAGAAAAGGGAGCCACUACUGGUCGCAAACUUGAACCUACGGAAGAAGAUGAAGAAGACAAACGAGAAAGACAUAGAAUGGAAGCAACCCUAAAGCUUAUGGGGAUAUCCAAAUCUGCCGAUACAAGUAAUGUUCAGGAUACCAUGACAAAAACCCCUGACAAUGGAAAAUCACCUUGGAGCCGACUGUAUUCCACUAUAUGCUCCACCGAACAUAUCUAUGUCGUUGGCAACAGUAAUCCAGCGGCUGCACAAGCUGCCCUCAAAGAGUAUGACCGACGAGAAGCGGUGCGUAUGGAAAGUCUUGCUCAAGGUAAAUCAGAAGCCGUAUAUACCACACCGCCGGGAGUGGGAAUACCCAGAAGGCGAAGUUCGAGCAGGGAGAAAAUGAUGAUGAGUGUGGGCAGCGUGAAUACGCUUUGGAGUAUGGGGUCGUCAAGCCGACCGACCAGCAUGGACAUUACGAGGAAUGGAAAAUAAUUUGCAAAAUCUGUGGAUGACCAUCUGAACUGAGCUUAAGCCCUCGGUUCAUUACGACGGUCACGCACCAAACGACUCAUAGGGGAUAUUUUCUCCAAGGGCGAUGAUGACUUUUAUGUGUAUAAUGACUAAUAAUUAG